AAGCCAGCUGACAAACACCUUGCUUGCCGUGCCGAAUGCUGCAGCACGAUUUCGUGAAAAAAGUUGUGGUCGCGAUGUGAUCAAAAUUACUUUGGAAUAUUGCCGAUAGCAACGUUAUUAAAAUUGCCAAAACCAAAAGACCUGAAACAAUUUAUUGAUCUUGUUGACGCUCGAUAGGAUUUGAAAAAGCCUCGGAUUAAGGUUGGUACAUAAUCUUCAGGGUCAAGCCGACAAGUUGGCGUCAUCGAUUAGUCGUGGCGGUCUUUCUUUGAUUUUUGAUUCGUAAUUAUCAUGUAUUGAAACCAAUAAAAUGAAGACUUGUCACAGAUAAACGAAAAAAGCCAACAGCAUUGGUUAUCGUUUUGAUGUUGCUGCUUACGGAAAGCAUGGCGAACUGUUUAGCAGCACUCAUCUCAGUUAAUUUGUUUCCAGCGGCGUCAGGCAGGACUGGAUAAAUAAACAAUAAUGCUGAAAUCCACAGCUUCGAUGCCAAUAAUACUUGGCCUAUCUCUACUGAGUGUCGGUAGCGCUUGUGUCUAUGCAUAUAUCAGAAAGAAAAAAGAUGAAUUUCCACCCGAAACACCCGAUAGUAUCGAAUCGGAAUAUGAAGAAACUGGUCCGAUAUCCAACAUUCGCAACAAGUUAGUUCGUAUGCUUAGCAAACCGGAAGAAGAAGUCAAAACUAUUGAGGUAACCCUGUCCAAUUCCGUUGUUCCCCUGGUGGUAGGAAGAAAGGGUGCUACGCUAAAAUACAUACAAGAAAAAUCUAAAACUUCAAUUCGGUUCCGCGAGCUAGACGGGUCACAUCAAAUUUGCGAAAUACGUGGUACAGAUGCUGGAAUAAGAGAAGCAGACGAACUCAUUAUGAAAGAGGCUUCCCGACAGGUAACAAUAACGGAAGAAGUUUUGGUACCGAUGACGGCAUGUAAUAAAAUUAUUGGUCGCUGUGGAGAUGCCCUGCAGGAAAUAUGCCGUAAAUCUUUGGCCAAAGUUUGGAUUGAAGGAAGUGCUGCAAUUUACGAUAAUCGUAGAAUAAUGAUAACAGGCACGCAAAGUCAAAUAAACGUGGCAAAGUCGCUUAUUGAGGAAAAGGUUAAAGCCGAUGCCGAACUACGUAAAACUCAAGCUGAUUUGGAGAUUAAACGGGAACCACGAAUUCGAUCGCCCCCGACUAGCCUGGCAAUAACUCCGGUUGUGCGAGAAAUUCGCCCAAACAUUGAGAAACUUAAAUCUACAAAUUCUUCGGGGCAAUUGGAAGUUUUCGUAUCAGCUGUUGUAUCUCCCAGUCGUUUUUACCUACAGCUUGUAGGACCACAAUCUGCAGAACUAGAUAAACUAGUUGAAACAAUGACGGAUUAUUAUAACCAAGAAGACAAUAGAGAUUCACAUAAAAUACGCAAGCCAUACCUCGGACAAAUAGUGGCUGCUUUAUUAAACGCUGAUAACAAAUGGUACCGAGCAGAAGUCGUGGCCAUCCAGCCCAACGAGUUCAUCACCGGCCAGGUAGUGUUGGAUUUGUACUUUGUCGAUUACGGUGACAAUCAAUUCGUACAGCCAUCAGAAGUAUAUGAACUGCGACCCGAUUUUUUGGCCCUACGUUUUCAAGCCAUUGAAUGUUUUCUGGCACAUGUUGAACCGAACACGGUGGUCACUUCUACUACCAACAUUGGGGCCGACGAUUGGGAACGUGCUGCAGUAACUCGUUUUGAGGAACUCACUUACGUUGCUCAAUGGAGAAAACUGCUUUCAAGAACUGUAACAUACAAAAACAAAGGACUUCGAGGCAGCAGGGAAGGUCGCGAAGGCUCCCCUGUACCCGGCGUUGAGUUGUAUGAUACUACACAACCUGGAGCUGAUAUUGAUAUUGCAAUCGAACUGGUAAACGAAGGAUACGCACGCGUAACUCCAAACUUUGGUGAUCUUACGCGUAGUCAUGUCUUACGACUAGACGGAGGAUUUCGUUCUUCCAACGAAAAACUGAACGACACUUCAAAGGCUUCAUCAACCGGAUCACUGACUCCAAUUCUCUCCAGUCGUAAGAUUCUACAAGAAAAAGCUCAAGAUGAACCUAGCUCUACAACAUCCCCUGAUAAAAUUUCAUCAACCAACGCGAGUGCUUAUUUUGGUGGUAGUUUAGUGGAAGCAAAAGGCGUUCAAAACGCAAAGUUGGCUGGAGUAUCUUCAUCUACAAGUGAUUUUAUAGAAUCACAGAAGGAAGCGACUAAUGGCAAAAGCGCAGAAACGAAUCAUAGCAACAAAGGAUUUUUUACGCGUGAUUGGAACGAGUUGGUAGAAGAAGAGGAGGGAAAGAAAAACAGUCUGAUAUCAUGAAUUACUUUAGAAUAUUGGUACUGGCUACAGCAUAAUGAAUAUCCACUAAAAGCUAGCGGAAAGUUUUUCAGUUAUUGUAAAUAGAAUUUAUUAUUUAUUUCGCUGCUUCAUUAUGAUUCAUAGAAUAUCGUUAGUUAUGAGAUUUUGUUUAGGUAUUCUUACACUUCAAUAUGCUCAUAUUGUGGUUUUUUUUAACUUAAACUAUUAACAACAAACAAUAUUUUUCAAUGUAAAAAUCAAUCAAUUUUAGGGUGUAGAACACUGUUAAACAGUAAACACAUGUUAGAAAAGUAUAACACACCAGUGUGAUAGUUUUUAAAACUUUGAAAAAAGUAUUAGGGAUGUAGAAAAUUUGAUUUUUUGUUUCGGGAUUUUAAGUAUCUACGGCUUAUUCAUCCCCUUACAGUAGAAAUUUGAACGAUUCAAAAGCUACUAUAAAAUAAGAAGGAUAUGAAAUUUUAUUCGCCACGAAGAAUUAUCAUGUGUGGAAAUCAACUAACUAUUGACGGUUGAUCUGUUUUAUGAUGGAUUGAAUAUUUGAAAUAAGUUUC
Molecule: messenger RNA, 2882 nt
Organism: Uranotaenia lowii
Lineage: Eukaryota; Metazoa; Arthropoda; Insecta; Diptera; Culicidae
Gene: papi
Product: tudor and KH domain-containing protein homolog
Exons: 5
Coding region: 466-2331 (621 amino acids)
Biological process (GO): spermatogenesis
Molecular function (GO): RNA binding
Source: RefSeq, a predicted model, not a curated record